This is a messenger RNA of Hippoglossus stenolepis (Pacific halibut), 1764 nucleotides long. RefSeq names its product cytochrome P450 2B4-like. The transcript has 11 exons. Lineage: Eukaryota; Metazoa; Chordata; Actinopteri; Pleuronectiformes; Pleuronectidae. Gene Ontology annotation, cellular component: intracellular membrane-bounded organelle; cytoplasm. The record is from RefSeq and is a predicted model, not a curated record. Gene Ontology annotation, molecular function: oxidoreductase activity, acting on paired donors, with incorporation or reduction of molecular oxygen, reduced flavin or flavoprotein as one donor, and incorporation of one atom of oxygen; heme binding; iron ion binding. Gene Ontology annotation, biological process: xenobiotic metabolic process. The coding region runs from base 78 to 1547 and encodes 489 amino acids.
GGAGGGGGAGUCAGAGUUCAGAGACGAUCUUUGCUCUCACAACGAGUCCUGCAGCUCUCAGUGCAACCCGUGCCACCAUGUUGGUUUCUAUAAUCCUCAUGUGGCUUUGCGUUUGGUUCAUCAUCCUUCAACUGAAAUCCCGGAGGCCCAAGAACUUCCCCCCGGGACCCCCCGCCCUGCCCGUACUGGGGAACCUCUUACAUCUGAGCCUGGAGAAUCCUCUGAAGGACUUUGAGAGGCUGAGGAAGAAGUAUGGAGACGUCUACAGCCUCUUCCUCGGCCCCAAACCCAUGGUCAUCCUCAACGGGCAGAAUGCGAUAAAGGAGGCUCUGGUGACCAAGGGGAUUGAUUUUGCUGGACGACCAGAUGACCUGUUCGUCAAUGACAUCACCCAGAGGAGAGGCGUGAUCCUGGCGAACUUUGGCCCCAGCUGGAGGGAUCACCGUCGCUUUGCUCUGACGACGAUGAGGAAUUUUGGCCUGGGGAAGAAUUCAAUGGUGGACAGGAUCCAUGGAGAGCUACAAUACACUGUGGAGGCACUGGAAAAAAACAUUGGCAAGAGCGUGAGUCCAGGAAUUCUCUUUUAUAACAUGGCCUCCAACAUCAUAUGCCAGGUUCUGUUUGGAAAACGCUUCGAGUACGACGACGAGUUCAUCAAAGUGAUCGUUCGUUGCUUUAGAGAAAACGCCAAGAUAACAAACGGACCCUGGGCGAUGUUGUACGACUCUUUUCCACUGAUUCGUAACUUGCCGUUGCCGUUCAUCAAGGCCUUCGAAAAUACUAAGGUUACUAUGGAAUUUGGACAUUCUUUGGUGGAUGAGCACAAGAAAACCAGAGUUCCUGGAGAUCCACGAGACUUAGUUGACUGCUAUCUGGACGAACUGGACAAGAGAGCCGGAGAGGAUUCUCCAUUUUCAGACGAGGAACUCGUUUCGGUUACUCUUGAUCUUCACUUUGCUGGAACUGACACGACCUCCAACACCCUGCUCACUGGUCUCCUCUACCUCAUGGCCUAUCCACACAUACAAGAGCGUUGCCAACAGGAGAUAGACGAGGUGCUGGGAGGGAAGCAUCCGGUCACGUUUGAGGACAGACAUAACAUGCCAUACAUGCAGGCUAUGAUCCAUGAAGUGCAGAGGAUAGCCAACACCGUUCCACUCAGCGUCUUCCACUCAACGACCAAAGACACCGAGCUCAUGGGAUACUCCAUUCCCAGGGGUACGUUGAUCAUCCCUAACCUGGGCUCAGCCCUGACAGAGGAGGGACAAUGGAAAUUCCCUCAUGAAUUCAACCCAGACAACUUCCUCAACGACCAGGGAGAGUUUGUCAAACCCGAGGCCUUCCUGCCUUUCUCUGCAGGUCCUCGGAUGUGUCUGGGAGAGGCUCUGGCUCGUAUGGAGCUCUUCCUCAUCUUGGUGACUCUGCUGAGGAAGUUCAAGUUUGUCUGGCCUCAGGACGCAGGAGAGCCAGACUUGACUCCGGUCUAUGGGGUCACCCUGUCUCCCAAACCUUACUGCAUGAAUGUCCAGCUCAGGGCGACACAGUAAGACGCUCUGUACACAAAUAAUCCAGUCAAUAUUAUCUUAGCUACCUCACAUUAGCUUUUAAUAUCCUUGCAGCUUAUAUUUUACAAAAAGAACACAUUGUAAAUAUACUUUACAAAUGUAUAAUUACAAAUUUUAUGAUUGUAUCAAAUGCAUCUUUAUAUGUAAGUGAUCGAUGGGAUUGAUGGGCUGGAGAAUAAACCGCAAUAUUGAGACAAAA